Molecule: messenger RNA, 820 nt
Organism: Amphimedon queenslandica
Lineage: Eukaryota; Metazoa; Porifera; Demospongiae; Haplosclerida; Niphatidae
Product: emopamil-binding protein-like
Exons: 5
Coding region: 45-716 (223 amino acids)
Biological process (GO): sterol metabolic process
Cellular component (GO): endoplasmic reticulum; membrane
Molecular function (GO): cholestenol delta-isomerase activity
Source: RefSeq, a predicted model, not a curated record
CGGGGCCACACCAAUAUUCACCAGCCACACCUCCUUCUGCAGAAAUGGAUGCUCUUCUCUCUCCCAGAGCAAUCUCUUCUCUCUUUAUAGCCUCUCUUCACUUUAUUGGAGCCAUUCUGAUUACGUGGCUGCUUGGCAAAUGGCGCUCCCUUCCAUUCCACGAGUGGUUGAUAGUUCUCUGGCUGGUUUAUGAUGCUAUAGUCCACUUUACAUUAGAAGGACCUUUUGUCUUUUUUUCACUGAACAGCACAGUUUUAGAGUCGAGUGGCAUUCUUGCUGAUGUCUGGAAGGAAUAUUCAGUUGCUGAUUAUCGAUGGGGUGUAUCUGAUCCAACAAUAGUAUCACUUGAGAUCCUAACUGUCUUUGUUGAUGGUUCCCUUUGCAUUCUACUCAUCUAUGCCAUUUUAAAGAACAAAUACUACAGGCAUUUUGUUCAGAUUGUUCUCUGUGUCUGUGAGCUUUAUGGAGGAUGGAUGACUUUUGCUCCAGAGUGGUUAACAGGGUCUCCAAACUUAUCUACAGACAAUGUCAUCCACAUGUGGCUCUAUCUUGUCUUCUUUAAUGGCCUUUGGGUUCUGAUUCCACUCCUGCUCUUAGUACACUCAUUUGUUAACAUGGAGGCAUCCAAUAUGAAAAAGGAUGCAGCAACCAAUAUGAAAAAGGAUGCAGCAUCCAACAUGAAAAAGGAUGCAAAGAAAGGAAAAAAGAAUAAAUGAAAUGAAAAGGCUACUAUUAAAGUUUUGCUUUUUUAAUGUAAUGAUGAAUUGAUGAUGCUUUUAAUAAUUUUUCUAUUUUGUACUCGGUUUUAGCAUUAUAAAAA